Physella acuta is the source of this 1437-nucleotide messenger RNA. RefSeq lists its product as uncharacterized. The record is from RefSeq and is a predicted model, not a curated record. NCBI's taxonomy places the organism in Eukaryota, Metazoa, Mollusca, Gastropoda, Physidae. Gene Ontology annotation, cellular component: membrane.
UGCAAUUGAUGAGCGACUUAGGUACAGUAAUAAAUUAAGUCGUAGCUCAUUUCUCAGCACUUUGUGACGGAUCUAAUACAAGACAAACGAAGGUGUUACACCAGGUAGUGACGUCACACAUUUCACCACUUGCCUAUAUUGUAAUAUCUCUCCAUUACCUCAAAGAGAAGUGACGACGAAGUUACCUGAAAGUUUUGAUUGAAGGCCUACCGCAAAUAAAUCAGACACAUAAAAUACAAUAGUAGAGAUUUACAAGUGGAACCUAAAACAUUUUGUUGUUCAACACAGACUGUUAACAAAUAGCAAUGGCGAUACCAUUCAACAUAUACUUUGACGAUGAUGCUUACGUUAAAACUACCAAAGCUCUUCACAUCGUUUUCAUAAUCCUCAUUGUACUUAGCAACGGGGCGCUGAUCUUCAGAAUUUGGAGCCAGAAACAAUUUUUCUACAGCGCUAAAUAUCUCUUACUGGUGUCGUUGUCCAUAGGUGACAUUUUCCUGGCUCUUUAUUCAUUGGUGAUACAAACUUGGGUACUGUUUCAAGAUUUAUCACAAAGAGAAGCAGGCUGCCGUUUAACAAUCACUGCUGCCGUUUACAAAACCUUCCUUCUUAAUUUUGUCCAUGGGACUGGGCUCGUUACUUUAUCAGCUGAGUAUAUUCACCGCUGUAGAUCAAACAGACAAAGAACGAAAACUCAAACAGAUAUAUUAAGCGGGAUGUUCAUCAGUUGCAUCCCUUGGAUGCUUGGUCUAGCGAUUAUACUACCACUGGCGAUAGUUGGAAUCGACUUUGACACUUGUAACGGGUGGUACGAAAUCUCCAGGCUUCACGCUGUGUAUAUUUUGUCCUUUAUUCUACCCGCGGUCAUAGCCAUUGUUACAGCUAUCUGUGCAUCAUGCGUUAAGAAGGAUCUCAUUCCACAACAGCAGAUAGAGCUGACCCCACAGCAAAACCAGGCCUUUUCUAUCCAGUCGUCACAAUGGGAAACACAAGAUGCACCUGUGUGUGUUGGUUACCACAAGCAUCAAGACCAGCAAAAUGACUAUACACCUCAAAGUACCCCACAGUAUAAUUACCCACCACAGACAGCACCUUAUAACAAUUAUCCACAACAAUAUCCACCUCCCAGUACGCCAGCAAUGAACAACACACAAUUUAACUAUGUCGUCAAGGGACGCAACUAUGAAAAAAACACAAUUCUUUCCCUUGCAUUUCUGUUCUUUUUCCUAGUGUUACCACAAGCUAUAUUCUACGUGACCUAUGACCUAAACCUCUUGGAGAACUCUGACCUCUUCCUUCCUGUCGUCGUUUACACCGGCAUACACGACGGCCUGAUGUGGUUAGCGUACCUACGUUCCGUCAUCACACCAUUAUUAGCUAUCAACCAAUCGUAUUUGAGACAUGCGUAAUUCAAAUACUCAUACAUUACAGCAGAUU